Juglans regia (Persian walnut) is the source of this 2302-nucleotide messenger RNA. RefSeq names its product heat shock 70 kDa protein. Gene Ontology annotation, biological process: cellular response to unfolded protein; protein refolding. The transcript has a single exon. Lineage: Eukaryota; Viridiplantae; Streptophyta; Magnoliopsida; Fagales; Juglandaceae. The record is from RefSeq and is a predicted model, not a curated record. Gene Ontology annotation, molecular function: ATP hydrolysis activity; ATP binding; ATP-dependent protein folding chaperone. Gene Ontology annotation, cellular component: cytoplasm. Bases 208 to 2151 code for a protein of 647 amino acids.
UCUCUCUACCCUUAUAUAAACUACUACCAUUCGCCAUGUAUCGUCAAAUUCGAACCUUACAAAACUACGUCUCAGUGAGCAAAGCAUUCAAAUACAAGCAAGCUCAAGAAAAUCAAGAACCAUAGUCUUGUUAAGCUCUCUGCUUCUCGAUCCCGUUUUCUUCAGGAACCAACCUAUUCAACUCAUUCUCUUACUGAAAAUUUCACAAUGGCAUCCAAGAAUGUAGGAAAGGCCAUUGGCAUUGACCUUGGCACGACGUAUAGCUGUGUCGCCGUUUGGCAAAAUGACCGCGUGGAGAUCAUAGCAAAUGACCAAGGCAAUAGAACAACUCCCUCCUACGUUGCUUUUACAGAUACCGAGCGGCUCAUUGGGGAUGCGGCCAAGAACCAGGUCGCCAUGAACCCGCAGAACACGGUCUUCGAUGCCAAGCGCCUCAUUGGUCGACGGUUUUCCGACCCUACCGUCCAGAGCGACAUGAAGCACUGGCCUUUCAAGGUUGUCGCAGGACCCGGAGACAAGCCGAUGAUAGUGGUGCAGCAUAAAGGCGAAGAGAAGCAAUUCGCGCCCGAAGAAAUUUCUUCUAUGGUGUUGAUCAAGAUGAGGGAGAUUGCCGAGGCUUAUCUGGGUCACGCAGUGAAUAACGCCGUGAUCACGGUCCCUGCCUACUUCAACGAUUCGCAGAGGCAGGCCACCAAGGACGCUGGAGCUAUUGCGGGACUCAAUGUGAUAAGGAUUAUCAAUGAGCCAACUGCCGCGGCCAUUGCUUAUGGACUUGACAAGAAGGGGUCGAGGUCCGGGGAAAAGAAUGUGCUUAUUUUCGAUCUCGGUGGUGGGACAUUCGAUGUUUCACUCCUGUCAAUCGAGGAAGGGAUAUUUGAGGUUAAGGCCACUGCUGGUGAUACCCAUCUUGGUGGUGAGGACUUCGAUAACAGGCUAGUGAAUCACUUUGCGGCAGAGUUCAAGAGGAAGCACAAGAAAGAUAUUAGUGGCAAUGCGAGAGCUUUGAGGCGGUUGAGGACUGCAUGUGAGAGGGCGAAGAGGACUCUUUCUUCGACCACUCAGACGACUAUUGAGAUUGAUUCGCUCUAUGAAGGCAUUGAUUUCUAUGCUACAAUUACAAGGGCGAGAUUUGAAGAACUAAACAUGGAUCUAUUCAGGAAGUGUAUGGAACCAGUGGAGAAAUGUUUUCGAGACGCGAAGAUUGACAAGAGUCAGGUUAACGAGAUUGUUCUCGUUGGUGGGUCCACGAGGAUUCCCAAAGUCCAGCAGCUUCUGCAGGAUUUCUUUAAUGGCAAGGAACUCUGCAAGAGCAUAAACCCGGAUGAAGCUGUCGCUUAUGGGGCUGCUGUGCAAGCCGCAAUUUUGAGCGGGGAAGGGAAUGAGAAGGUCCAAGACUUACUCUUGCUUGAUGUCACCCCUCUCAGCCUUGGUAUCGAGACUGCUGGUGGCGUUAUGACGGUCUUGAUUCCGAGGAACACAACAAUUCCCACUAAGAAGGAGCAAAUUUUCUCGACUUAUUCAGACAAUCAGCCAGGAGUGCUGAUCCAGGUGUAUGAAGGUGAGAGGGCUAAAACCAAGGACAACAACCUUCUCGGGAAAUUCGAGCUAACGGGCAUUCCUCCCGCUCCAAGAGGCGUUCCUCAAAUCAAUGUGUGCUUCGACAUUGAUGCCAAUGGUAUACUAAAUGUGUCGGCCGAGGACAAGACUGCCGGAGUAAAGAACAAGAUUACCAUCACCAACGACAAGGGAAGGUUGAGCAAGGAAGAGAUUGAGAGAUUGGUGCAAGAGGCAGAGAAGUACAAGGCAGAGGACGAGGAGGUGAAGAAGAAGGUGGAGGCUAGGAACUCGCUCGAGAAUUACGCAUACAACAUGAGAAAUACUGUGAAGGACGAGAAGUUUGCUGGGAAAUUGCAUCCAGGGGACAAGCAGAAGAUCGAGAAGGCCAUUGACGAGACGAUUGAGUGGCUGGACGGGAACCAAUUGGCUGAAGCCGACGAGUUUGAGGACAAGUUGAAAGAGUUGGAGGGUUUGUGCAAUCCAAUUGUCGCGAAGAUGUAUCAGGGUGCUGGUGGGGACGGACCCAUGGGUGGUGGUGCCGAGCCUUCAUCUGGUAGUUCUGGAGCCGGGCCUAAGAUCGAAGAGGUUGACUGAGGCUUCUAAAGCGUCCCAUCUGUCGAUUCCAUUGUCUGUAAUCUGGUUUUGUCACUUUGUUUUGGCUUAUGCUCGAGUGCUUGGAGGAAAUACAAUAAUGAAAAAUAAAAGUAAAAACAGUACUUGUAGAUGUAAAGUUGUAAUAUUUUUA